AUGGGGUUGCUUAGCCGCCUAAGGAGGGUCGUAAAGAAGGUAAAACUGUUGCUGAGUUUCGAUAUGAACCGAUGGCGUGUCGCUUCGAUGAUUGGCGAUGCUUCUCGGAGGCUGAGCUUUACGGAUAGGCCAGGGUUAAGGGCAUGCGUGUACGACGAUGACGAUUCGGAUGAUUCGGGUCGUUGCUCGAAUAGGUUGGCUCGGACGACGAGUUAUCAAUCGGAGGAUGAUGUGGAUAAGAGGGCCGAGAUGUUCAUCGCUAAUUUUCAUAGACAACUUCGGAUGGAAAGACAGGUCUCUGUGCAGCUCAAGUACCUUCGUGGGAACAGUUUUGGCUACAAUUCUCCCUGA
This is a messenger RNA of Hibiscus syriacus, 351 nucleotides long. RefSeq lists its product as uncharacterized. The record is from RefSeq and is a predicted model, not a curated record. Lineage: Eukaryota; Viridiplantae; Streptophyta; Magnoliopsida; Malvales; Malvaceae. The transcript has a single exon. The coding region runs from base 1 to 351 and encodes 116 amino acids.